AUGCUCCUACUCGACAUUGUUUCAUUCGACAUCACCAAAACCUUCACCGACAUGCCGGAUAACCGUCGAGGGAGCCAUGACACGCCACAGGCAGGUUUUGCCAGAGCUGCGGUACAGGAGCCACUGCAUCCCAAAUCCAAAAUCUCCUCUGCAAAGAUGCAAUUCUCGGUCACUCUCAUUUCCUUGCUGGCUUCCCUGGCCAUGGCCGCGCCUGGGAACAGUCCCGCCCCCGACUCCAUCCACCUCGACCUGCCCGCUCUCAAUGAUGGUCUGGGAUACAUGAUCAGCCCGGAGUUGAAGCCCGAGACCGACCAAACCAUUGUCAAGAGACGCGAGGGUUGUGUUGCGUGCCAGUGGUGA
This is a messenger RNA of Podospora anserina S mat+, 360 nucleotides long. RefSeq lists its product as uncharacterized. Lineage: Eukaryota; Fungi; Ascomycota; Sordariomycetes; Sordariales; Podosporaceae. The record is from RefSeq and is a predicted model, not a curated record. The coding region runs from base 1 to 360 and encodes 119 amino acids. The transcript is spliced from 2 exons.